GCAGGCGCAAACGCAAUCCACGGCUUUGCAGGCGCACUGGGAGGCCAGGGCCGAGACGAGCGUUCGGAACUCUGAGGAACUGGCUUGUCAGGUUUUCCUAGGCAUGAGUAGGGCGGCUCUCCACCCAGCGAGCCUUUCAAGAUGGUGGUGGCGAAGUCGGAGGCCAGUAGGGAUGCCACUGCCUACUUCCGUUCAGCCAGACUUUGGCCCGCACUGAUCACAGUCCUGGGGCUGGGAUACUUCGCGUGGGCUGUGUUCUGGCCUGAGAGUAUCCCUUAUCAGAGCCUUGGGCCACUGGGCUCCUUCACUCAGUACUUGGCAGAUCACCAUCAAACCCUCCUGCGCAAUGGGUACUGGCUUGCCUGGUUGGUUCAUGCUGGAGAGUCCUUAUACGCCAUGGUAUUGUGCAAGUCCAAGGGGAUCACAAGCCCGCAGGCCCGGCUGCUGUGGUUCCUACAGACGUUCCUCUUUGGGGUGGCAUCUCUGUCCAUCUUGAUUGCCUACAGACCAAAGCGCCAAAAACGCACUUAGGGAGCUGGCCCUUCGAGCCUAGGUAGAGCCCUCUGGCUGCUCGUUUCUCCUUCCCAUUCUCUGGCUGAGCUUGAACAGACCAGGGUUACUCAAGAGAGACCUGAGAACAGCCAUGGCUCUCCAUUUCUGCAGUAUCACCUGUUAGGCAGCAGCUUCGGCCACCUUGAAGCCCACAGCUUUCCGUGGCUCUCCUGGCACCUGGGUAAAGGCACAUAUUAGGCACAUACAGGCGUGUUGGGGUACUUUGCCCCUCAACCCUCACUACCACCAUUCCGCUCUCCUUUCCCAAAUGUUUUUUUCUGGACCAAGUGACACUUACACAAUAUAUCGAUUGCCCAUCCUUUUACCAGACACCUCUGAGGCAGGGUUCUCAGCCACUCAAACUGCAGAAAGAGCUAAGAGAAAAGAUACCUGGCAUGGAGCCGGCUGCACGGAGCCCCAGGGACAUGCCCAACCCAGGAGCAGGCGCUGCCAGCUGGAAGGAAUUCGUCCCUACCCAUGGCACCUGGGACUGAGCUCGGGGUAGUGGCAGUAUCUGGUGGCCACAGCUAGAUUGUUCCUUACUUCACACAGUGUCCUGUCCCCUACCAGCGCUGAGAUGCCUUACAUGUCACUCGACAGAGGAAGGACACUGGUCAUCUCACUCUCCACUUCUCUGGCAUUCCAGUUGUAUGCCAACAUUUCCAAAGGCACUCAGUGUCCCCUCAGCUCAGCAAAAAGACACAGGUGGUGCCAUGAUUCUCCACUGCCUUCAGGGAAAUCUGGAUCUUUUUCCUGCUCUCUGUCACUUUCUCCUUCCUGCACUGGAUUCCUUGGUUGCACACCAUCGUGUUCUAGAGAUCCAAGUCUAUGUGUCACCCAGCUGGUUGCCGCCUCCCCCAUCUGCUUGUUGGGGAAGGAGGGCCACUGUGUUCUCUCCCCUACCCUGGAAGAAGGAGGAAUGAUUCUGUCACUCCCCGGGACCCCCUGACCCUUCUCUGCGGACCAAUGCUCAUUUCCCUUCCAUGAUACAAUGGAUGGGGCAACAAACAUCAGAAACAGCUUGCUCCCAAACAGCCCUGAAAGAUUAUGGACCACGUAGUAUUAAAGCCGGAUCCUCUCUAAAGGCAGAUUAUGGGGGGAAAUGGGCUGACCGGAAUAAAAUGAAUUGUCUCCAAA
Molecule: messenger RNA, 1689 nt
Organism: Cavia porcellus (domestic guinea pig)
Lineage: Eukaryota; Metazoa; Chordata; Mammalia; Rodentia; Caviidae
Gene: Tmem254
Product: transmembrane protein 254
Exons: 4
Coding region: 142-531 (129 amino acids)
Source: RefSeq, a predicted model, not a curated record